Cajanus cajan (pigeon pea) is the source of this 1405-nucleotide messenger RNA. Its product is annotated as WAT1-related protein At1g09380. NCBI's taxonomy places the organism in Eukaryota, Viridiplantae, Streptophyta, Magnoliopsida, Fabales, Fabaceae. Gene Ontology annotation, molecular function: transmembrane transporter activity. The record is from RefSeq and is a predicted model, not a curated record. Gene Ontology annotation, cellular component: membrane.
UCCUUUGUCUAGUUACAUUGAAAGAUCCCCUCAGACAGAGAAGUGAAGAAGAAGCUUUGAAGAGAUAAGAAUGGCGGGUAGUGUUACUCCAGUCAUGGCCAUGGUUAUUGUACAAUUGGGCUAUGCAGGGAUGAAUAUUACCUCAAAGCUUGCAAUACAAUCUGGCAUGCACCCUCUUGUCCUUGUUACUUAUCGCCAAAUUUUUGCAACUAUUGCCCUUGCUCCAUUCGCUUAUUGCUUAGAGCGGAAUACGGUUCCCCGAAUGACAAAGCGCAUUGCGUUCCAGAUAUUAUUAUCUUCCUUGACAGGAGUAUCAGGAAAUCAGAUACUUUAUUUCGUGGGGCUCAAAUAUUCAACCCCUACAAUUGCAUGUGCACUAAACAACAUGCUACCAGCAUUCACUUUUGUUCUUGCAGUCCUUUUCAGACAAGAGUAUUUGAGAAUCAAGACAUUGGGAGGGGUAGCGAAGGCGUUAGGGACAGUCCUUAGUGUUGGUGGAGCGAUUCUUUUGUCAUUUUACCAUGGAAAAGUGCUUGGUUUUGGUGAAUCACGUAUUCAUUGGAGAUAUGCAGAUAAAAUGGAAAGAGAAGCCUCUUCUAGGAGUGAAUCAAAUUUGCUUCUGGGCCCUGUUGCUGUAAUUGGCAGUGCUCUUGUUUGGGCAGUAUGGUUCAUAGUUCAAGCAAACAUGAGCAAGAGCUAUCCAGCUCCUUAUACUAGCACUUUCUACAUGUGUUUCAUCGCAAGCAUUCAGUGUAUGGCCAUAGCCUUGUCUGUGGAACACAGGGCCUCAGCUUGGUCACUCCACAGUACUAUAAGACUCACCUCUUCACUUUAUGCGGGAACUAUUUGUUCUGCACUAGCGUACGUUCUCCUUUCGUGGACCAUUCAGAGAAAAGGUCCUCUCUACGUGUCUGUGUUCUCCCCUUUGCUUCUUGUCAUCAUUGCUGUUCUAAGUUGGGCUCUUCUUCAUGAGGAAUUAUACGUUGGCACUGCCAUAGGGUCUGUGCUGAUAGUGUUCGGGCUCUAUUUUGUAUUGUGGGGAAAGAACAAAGAGAUGAAUAAGACAAACGCAGUUCAAGAGAGCGUAACGGAGGUGAUCAAGGAUAGCGAGAAGGGCCUGGAAUUGCAACCCUAUGAUCCUUUCAACCGUAACGGUAACGGAAUCCAUCAUGGUGCUAAUUGAAGCGAUACAUGAUACAACUUACAAGAACAAGACGCUUUUAUGGACUAGUGCAUUUUGUAAUCUCAAUUUAUUACCCCUAUUAGCUAGCAAUAAGAAGCUCAUUUUCUGGUUUAGAAAGGAUAAUUAGUAGGAGUAUCAUGUUACUAAACGAUAUCAAUUUCAUACAAAUUUAAUUUGUACUCCAAACACACGUGUAAUUAUUAGUUUCCUCAUACUGAUUCA